UACAACACACCCUCUUAGAUCACCGCUUCGUCGAUUUUCAUCUGGGUGGAGUUUGGGAAUCGCGUCUAUAACCAUGGGGGGUGACCAUGUGGAUGAUGUUGCGUUACCAGACUCUUCAACUUCACCAGCGCCAUCUACCCCCGAUGAUCUAAGUCAGGACCUCGUGAUGGGUCGACUAGUGGUGUGGCUGAAUAAUCCAGACAUGGUGGAGGCGAUAGCGGAUGAGGGGGAGAGAGCUAAUGCCGAUGAAAGAAUUGAGGUGAUAGACUUAUCAGAGGAAGAUGUAGAUGAUGAUGGUGAAAAUGACUGGGUUGGUGUUGACGCAUCCAACAUGUUCACAUGUAAAAUCUGUAGUGCUGCGUUUACCUGUCGCAACAGCUUAAGUCAUCAUACGAACAAGCAUAAAGAUAGAAAAUUUGAGUGUAAUUUAUGCAACGACAGUUUUACAAGGAACGAUAGUCUGAACGCUCACAUAAAGACUGUUCAUAAAGACAAACACUUGACAUCGCCAUAUGGAGAAAGCAGUGAAAAAACUGCGAAAGACGAGGAGAAUACCUGCAAUGGAAAAUAUAUGUACAGACAUCACAAUAAUAAUAGCCAAUCGUCAAACAUGGAUAAUGAUGAUGAACAAUUUGAAACAGAUUGUGAAAGCAGUGACGAUAUGCUAGAAAGAGAGAGCGGAGACGAUCCCGGCGAACUUGUAAAUGCUAUUUACGCUAUUAUAUCGAAGAGUGUCGUUUGA
Messenger RNA from Anoplophora glabripennis (Asian longhorned beetle), 742 nucleotides. Its product is annotated as PR domain zinc finger protein 15-like. Gene Ontology annotation, biological process: regulation of transcription by RNA polymerase II. The record is from RefSeq and is a predicted model, not a curated record. Lineage: Eukaryota; Metazoa; Arthropoda; Insecta; Coleoptera; Cerambycidae. Gene Ontology annotation, molecular function: RNA polymerase II cis-regulatory region sequence-specific DNA binding; DNA-binding transcription factor activity. The transcript has 4 exons. The coding region runs from base 74 to 742 and encodes 222 amino acids.